AUGGCGAACACCAUAACUGCGAUGCUUUUGCAAGAGCCAAAAUCAGGCCCCACUGGCUACCCUUUGCAGCCUCGAUCGCCCAUGAGAAUUCUAUCUGGAAGAAGAAGUAAGAGCCCGUACUAUGAAGAACCAGUGUCGGACAGAGAGGAGUGGUGGCGAUCCACCCUCAAGGACACACCUGUUCCAGGAAGUUAUGAACUGAAAGAUUUUGUUGAGGAAUUCCAAGGAAAACCUGUGAGAACCACCUAUGGAUUUAAGAAUGCAGGAAGAAAAAGAAAUAUGGACCCAUCACGCAAUGGUGACUUAUUAAUGCCAGGACUGUACAAACAUGGAACAUCCAUUGAUCAGCUGGAUAAACAACAAGUGACAUAUAGUUUUAAGUCUUGUGACAGAUAUCACACUCCAACAGCACUUGUGGGAUACAUGGACAAGGAGUUUGUGAAGAGUCAAAUCAGUCCAAACACAUAUUACACUGGAUACCAAUAUGUGCCAAAGUUACCUUCAAAGCAUCCAGCUUUCAAGUCUCAAGAGCGCAGAUUCCCAACCAUCUACUUUAAACCAAGAGACGGUCCUCCUCCUGGACAGUACAAACUCUCAAAGGACCCAAUUUUACCAAAAGGACCAAAUGUUACAUCUCCAUUCAAGUCAAAAACUCCAAGAUUUGUCCAACCUCAUGUGCUGAAAACGCCUGGUCCUGGAACAUAUUGCAAGACAUACCAGACACCAAUGCCAGGCACAAUCAAGAAAAUGGCAAGAAAUUAUGGAUUGUUUUUUACCUCAGGGAAUUAUGGAGAAUAUUAUUAACAUAUUUGUCUUCAUAAAUUACACAUGGGAAGGACACACUGUCAGACACAAAGAAAGCUAUGCAUUGAACGUGAAGGAGAUUUAAAAAAACUACCAACCAAUACUCCUGUUGAUACACCUGUACAUUUGUAAAUUGGAAAUAGAUUAACUGGUUUUUUAAAUUGCUUUUGUUUGUUUAUUAAUAAAACUAUGUGAAAUAAAAAAUUGUUACAUGUCA
Molecule: messenger RNA, 1021 nt
Organism: Stylophora pistillata
Lineage: Eukaryota; Metazoa; Cnidaria; Anthozoa; Scleractinia; Pocilloporidae
Product: protein STPG4
Biological process (GO): epigenetic programing of male pronucleus
Cellular component (GO): female pronucleus; germinal vesicle; male pronucleus
Molecular function (GO): histone binding; chromatin binding
Source: RefSeq, a predicted model, not a curated record